Messenger RNA from Arachis duranensis, 480 nucleotides. RefSeq names its product serpin-ZX-like. Lineage: Eukaryota; Viridiplantae; Streptophyta; Magnoliopsida; Fabales; Fabaceae. Gene Ontology annotation, molecular function: serine-type endopeptidase inhibitor activity. The transcript has a single exon. Bases 1 to 480 code for a protein of 159 amino acids. The record is from RefSeq and is a predicted model, not a curated record.
AUGACAAGGAAAAGAAAAUCACUCUCCAACUCUGCUCCCAACGACGCUGCCGCCCCCGACGCCACCACCAACGAUGGUGAAAAAGCAACAUCCGCUCCGGUGAUCACUCCUGAAUUCAGGCUUGCAAAUCACUUGCUACUCUCCAAAAAAAGUGGCGGUUACAAGAACGUUGCUUUUUCGCCUUUGUGCAUCAAACUCCUUCUUAGCAUUGUCGCCGCCGGGUCUAACGGCCCGGUUUGUGACGAACUCCUCUCAUUCCUCCGAUCAGAAUCCAUCAACCAUCUCAACUCCGUGGCAACUCAGCUCUUGUCCUCCGUGCUUGUCGACCCUUUUUCGAGCGGCGGACUUCUCCUCUCUUACACGAAUGGUGUUUGGGUUGACAAAAGGCUAUCUCUAAAGCCUUCCUUCUCACAAAUUUUGGAGAACACUUACAAGUCCACUUUGACUUCACUUGAUUUCACAAACAAGGUAAAUUUUUAG